This is a messenger RNA of Cornus florida, 1871 nucleotides long. RefSeq names its product desmethyl-deoxy-podophyllotoxin synthase-like. Gene Ontology annotation, molecular function: heme binding; monooxygenase activity; iron ion binding. Lineage: Eukaryota; Viridiplantae; Streptophyta; Magnoliopsida; Cornales; Cornaceae. Bases 149 to 1720 code for a protein of 523 amino acids. The transcript has 3 exons. The record is from RefSeq and is a predicted model, not a curated record.
GGCAUACAUUUGUUCUCUCUAAUUCACAGACUUGGUUAUAUGUUUCAAUUUACACUGUUUCUCCAAUCUACAAUGAAGAGACAAGGCAACUCUUUAGAGCUAUAUCCCCAACUCUAACUUCAAGGCUCCACAGCAAGCAGAAAUCUGGAUGAAAAGCAAUCAUACCACUAAGACAAGUGAAUUCUCGAGCGCGGCGCUACAAUUGAUGAUGGAGUUCCCGUCCCUCUCCUUCCCAAUUCUUUUCACAUUCCUGCUCUUUCUAUUCAUGGUAUUCAAAAUAGUAUCUAAAACCAAGACCAGUUCAACUCCAAAACUGCCUCCUGGGCCAUGGAAGCUACCUAUAAUAGGAAACAUUCACCAAUUUGUUGGAUCUCUACCCCAUCGCUGCCUAAGAGAUUUGGCCAUGAAACAUGGACCUCUGAUGUACCUGCGACUUGGACAAGUUUCUAUUGCUGUCAUUUCUUCGGUAGAGAUUGCGAAAGAGGUGAUGAAAACACAUGACACUGUCUUUGCUAGCAGGCCUUUUAUUCUUGCUGUAAAUAUCUUAUCUGAGAAAGGCAUUGCCUUUCAACCUUAUGGGGAUUUUUGGAGACAAAUUCGGAAAAUUUGCAUACUGGAGCUUUUAAGUGCCAAACGUGUCCAAUCAUUCCGACCCAUCAGGGAAGAAGAGACAUCAAAUUUCAUCAAAUCAAUUUCGAUGCAUUCAGGAUCUCUGAUGAAUCUUAGUGAAAAGCUUUCCUCGUUGACAUGCGGCAUCAUUGCAAAGGCGGCCAUUGGUUCGACAGUCCAUGGGCAAGAAGAAUUUAUAGCACUUAUCAAGGAAACCAUAGAGAAAACAGGAGGUUUCCAUGUUGCUGAUCUCUUUCCUUCAGUUAAAAUGCUUGCUUGGAUAACUGGGCUGAAGCCUAGACUCGAAAAGAUGCAUCAAAAACUUGACAGGGUGUUGACCAACAUCAUCGAUGAACAUAAAGCUAGGAAGGUGUCAACACAGACCGGUGACGGUGAAGCUAAUCGUGAAGACCUGGUAGAUGUUCUUCUAAGACUUCAGAAAGAGGGUAAUCUUGAGAUCCCUUUAAGUAUGACAGACAUCAAGUGUACUAUCAUGGACAUGUUCAUUGCCGGGAUUGACACAUCAUCUACAACUUUAGUAUGGACAAUGUCAGAAUUGUUGAAAAACCCAAGAGUUAUGAAAAAAGCACAAGCUGAGGUUAGACAGCUUUUAUGUAAAAAAGGAAAUAUUAUUAAUCAAGAAGACAUCCAUGAAUUGAGUUACUUAAAGUUAGUUAUCAAAGAAACUUUGAGAGUACACCCUCCUGUCCCUUUAUUAGUUCCAAGAGAGAGCAGAGAGAGAUGUGAAAUCGAUGGAUAUGAGAUACCUGCGAAAACUCAAGUACUGGUUAAUGUAUGGGCAAUUAGUAUUGAUCCUGAAAAUUGGAGUGAUCCAGAGAGCUUUGUUCCUGAGAGGUUCAUUGACAGUUCAAUUGACUACAAGGGGACUCAUUUUCAAUAUCUACCAUUUGGUGCUGGAAGGAGAAUGUGUCCUGGCAUAUCCUUCGGGAUUGCUAAUGUUGAGCUUGCGCUUGCAAAUUUAUUGUAUCACUUUGACUGGAAACUUCCCGAGGGACAGAAGCUAGAAGAUCUUGACAUGGAUGAGGUUUUUGGUGCAACGGUUAACAGAAAAAGAGAUUUGUGUGUGAUUCCUAUUGCUUAUCAUCCUUGAGCUGGUGAAUAAGAUAUUAAGACAAGAAGGCAGAAAGCAUUGGAUGGAAUUUUCAGUUUCAGUGUGAGCCUGGAAUGUUAAUUAGUUUAUCUAUUAUUAAGAAUGUAAUCGUAUGUUAUAGCAUUGGAUGGAAUUUUCAGUUUCAGUGUGA